Cheilinus undulatus (humphead wrasse) is the source of this 9279-nucleotide messenger RNA. It is a transcript of the gene rab27b, whose product is annotated as RAB27B, member RAS oncogene family. Bases 264 to 920 code for a protein of 218 amino acids. The record is from RefSeq and is a predicted model, not a curated record. Lineage: Eukaryota; Metazoa; Chordata; Actinopteri; Labriformes; Labridae. Gene Ontology annotation, cellular component: melanosome; secretory granule. Gene Ontology annotation, molecular function: GTPase activity; GTP binding. The transcript is spliced from 6 exons. Gene Ontology annotation, biological process: melanosome transport; positive regulation of exocytosis.
GGUUGGACUCUCAGAGGCACAGCCGAGCCCCUCAGCUUGAAACACCCUCACCGAACACUUAACCGGACCACCGAGAAGAGCUCCAGCCGGGUUUGGUGAUCUCUGCGCGGAUUCCCUCCUCCAUCAGGACAGGGGGGAGAGAUGCGACGUCUCGGAGGAGGAGGAGGAGACGAACUGGCCAGGCAGCAGCAACAGCAGACACCAGAGAGGAAGAUUUGAGUUUGUUCUUUCACGUCAAAGAAAGGUUUAUUGCGGUCAUCACUAUGACUGAUGGGGAUUAUGACUACCUUAUAAAACUCCUUGCCCUGGGGGACUCUGGUGUGGGGAAGACCACCUUCCUGUACCGAUACACAGACAACAAGUUCAACCCCAAAUUCAUCACCACAGUCGGCAUCGACUUCAGGGAAAAGAGAGUGGUGUACACACAGACCAAUCCCAAUGGGACAACCACGGGGAAAACCUUCAAAGUUCACCUUCAGCUAUGGGACACAGCUGGACAGGAGAGGUUCCGCAGCUUGACAACGGCAUUCUUCAGGGACGCCAUGGGGUUCCUGCUGAUGUUCGAUCUCACCAGCCAGCAGAGCUUUCUCAACGUCAGAAACUGGAUGAGUCAGCUACAGGCCAAUGCCUACUGUGAGAAUCCAGACAUCGUAUUGGUAGGAAAUAAAGCAGACCUGGCUGAUCAGCGGGAGGUUCAGGAAAAACAGGCCAAGGAGCUGGCUGAUAAAUAUGGGAUCCCGUAUUUUGAGACGAGUGCGGCGACGGGCGCAGAGGUGGAUAAGUCGGUGAUAACGCUGUUGGACCUGGUCAUGAAGAGGAUGGAGCAGUGCGUCGACAAACCACCAGCAGACUCAGCCAACGGGAACGGGACCACAAAGCUCACCGAUUCGCAGUCCAGUGAGAAGAAAUGUGCAUGCUAGAUGAAGAGGUGAUUCAGGAAAACAACCAGUCAUCCCUCCUCUGUUGUCUGUCCUUUUGACUCGCCACAUUCCCUCCUUCUGUUGAUUUCUUUUUUACUCCACAUCGUUCACAGUCUUCUCUCUGUAACUAAUCUUUCCCCUUCUUUUUGUCCUUUUUUUCCUCCAAACUGUCCGUCGUCCUGGCAGUGAAACAAUCCUAUCCCCCUCUAGUGGUGAUGCAGCAUCAGCCUGUCUGCCUUUAAGCUCUUAAGGAUGAAAUUAAAACAGAAGGGGUGAACAUUUCAUCACUGUCAGACACAUAAUGUGCCUCGUUAAAACAUGCAGCAUGGGGAUUUAGCUCCUGUCUCUCUUCUCGGAAGUGUUUUGAGUGAUCUUAAGUAAUUUAAACAGGCUUAUAUAGGUGUUUAAACUUUCAUUUCAACUCUCCAAAGCCUGCUAUGUGAAUGAAAUUGUAAUACAUGAAAGGAUUUUGCUGCCUGUUUAGGCUGUCAAUGGAUGACAGGCUAAUCUGGGCCGUUAAGAGUUCAACAGCAGGUUGUUUUUAUUGAGACUGAAGUCAUAUCUUUCUCUUGAGACAUUUCCUUCUGGACCAGGCUGAGAAAGUAUGUGACCAAAGUUUUUUUUCUUCCAGUUUCACUUUCUUUCCCAUGCUGUACCCAUUUUGUCAUACAAAGUUUCAGGUGGCUGAUGGGUCGUAACUCAACAAGUGCAACAUUGGAGGUCUUUUUGUAGUGUUUAUUGUGUUUCUGAACAGUUAGCAUUGGAUAUUAGACUGAUAUUUAAUCAUUUAUUUUUUUAUAGGCUCACUUGAAAACUUGUUAUAAAGAUAAAUAUUAAGCCUCAUUUGUGCUUUAUUAGCAACAAUACACAAUGUCACAAAAGGAAAAUGGUUAAAAAAGUCUUUUACUAUGAUACUAUAACUACCACCCUCUUUCUUGAUAUAAACCUUGUUUUUUCAAAAUAAUGUUUUGAAUAAACAAAAACAACUGGAGAUGUUAGCACUGGCAGUGGUGACAGCUGCAGUUAAGUCAUAGUUUUCAGUCACAUCUGGCGUGGAGGUAUGAAGGGCAAAAAGAGUUAUGGUGGUGUGGUGUUUACAAUUGACCAAUUUUGAUUUUUUGAUUUUUUGACUGUGUUGAGCUGCAGCAAGGACAUUUUAAUUUCCAUCCCUUCAAAAUAGCACGUUUAUAUGCAGUGGUGACACCUGCAAAAAAAACAGAGAAUGAAAUCUUAGCUGCAAGUUUGGGGUACUUUUGACCCUUACAGGACCAAGCAAAGUUGCUAAAAUUAGCAGUCUUGCCCAGAGCUUCACUUUAAUGAUACUUACACCUAGUGGAGGAUCUUUCCCUCCGGCAUUGCAGAGAGGAUGCUGCAAAUGUUUGUUUGAAAAGGCAUAGCUUUCAGUCACAUCUGGGGUGGAGGUAUAAAGGGCAAAGAGCUUAAAACAGUGGUUUUUACAGUUGAUCACUAUGUAGAGCUGCAGCAUGGAAAUUUUAAUUUCAUCCCUUUGAAUUAUCACAUUUUUAUAUCCUGUGACUACUGCAAAAAACAAUCACAAAAAAAAAGUAAUCUUAGCCAUCUACAGAAGUACUGACAGUUUUUAAUCUUUGAUACAUCUAGGUCAACAAUCAUGUCAGUUGGGUAGCAAAUUAAAUGGAAUUUGUCAUGAAGGUACAGGCAAAUGCUAAAAAGAUAACAUCUGCCAGGUAAUGUAACAUCAAGUUAGUAUAAGUAUCCCUUUCAACAGGCACUUUCUGUCCAUGUUCUUGGGCAGUAAUGCUAGUUAAAAGGCAGCAACAUUUUUCUAAAGUCAACACGGUAUUUGGUGGGAGGAUUAGAAGUGUCGUCUAAUGUCUGCAGGGAUAGUGGAGUGUCUAACAGCAUUAAUCUGCUCUUUGCUGCUCUCUUGGUUUUCUUUCUUUGAUGAUAUUCUGUAGAAGUAAGUAAGCUUGUCUCCUUUUCUGUUAGCACGUCAAACUUAACAUCAACUGCAGCAAAGUUGUAGCUUUCAGUCGUGUCUGGCAUGGAGGUAUGAAGUGUAAAAAAAGCUUAGGACAGCGGUAUUUACAAUUGACCACUAUGUGGAGCUGCAGCAUGGAUUUUUUUUUGAAUGCUUCAAAACUGCAUGUUUAUAUCCCAUGACAACUGCAGAAAAACAGAGAAUAUUAUGGUGUUUCAAAGUGCAUUUUCACCACAGUGCUCUAAAGUAGCUUCACUGUCAUUAUGCCUUGACACAUUCAUAUUUUGUGCAAUGAUGGCGUGAUAUUUAGUGUCCCUGUCUAAAAUUUGUAACGCUAACUCUCUACUCGACCCCAUCAUUGAAGGAGGACCAAAUUCUAAUUGGGAGACAGUUACCAUUCAUAUCAUGAGACAAAUAUGGGUACAGCAUGGCAGAAGUGGACUGGAGUAAAAUAGCCUAUGCUCUUUACCAUUAAUAACAAGUCCUAGACCAGGAUAAAACGUGUUGUUCCACACCUACUGCCUUGGCAUUGAAAGUGGUUUUACACUGUGGUUGAAUGGAUAUUUAUCUAUUUGGGGAUUUGAAAUAAAUCAGCUCAUGAAUUGGCUGCCCUUGAGACUCAGUCUCUGCACACUGAUAGAAUUUGCAGAAAAUGGAAGAUUUGUGAUCCAGUCUAUGAGAGCCUGUGCUUCUUUUACUUAGUAUGAAGGCCCACUGUGAUUCACCAUAAAUGCAUUUGAAGAAUAAGGUGUAUUUAUGAGUGUAGAGAGCGAUAAUAUUGAAUCGGCAUAGUUAUUAUGCAUAUAAAUUUUCUUGGAAUGGAAAAAUUGUCAGAUAUACCCACUGGGAGGCGACAGUUUUUCAGGGCAGCUGACUGUAGCCGAUUGAUGAAGUCUCAUCUCUCCGUAACAGAUAAUCAGACAGUGAAAUGUCGCUUUGAGGCCCCAUAUGACCAACAACGUUGAAUAUAAAAUGACCAUUUAUUUAUAUUAAAAGAAAUGUAUUACAUGCACUACUAUUUGUUUUGUAAUAUUUUAUUUGCAUCAUUUAUGUCUCACACUUUCCUUUCUUCUUUUUACGUUCAUGGUUUCUUUAAUUACAUUUUUAAUUUAAUUGUUCAAUGAUUUAAAACACAGUAGUCACGGUAACCCCAGAAAACAGGUUUAUCCUUGUAUUAAAAAUGUCUGUUAUGAAUAAAACUCCAAAAAAUGUACAAGUUUUUCACGUCAUUUGAGCUGGACUUUUUGGUUUAGAACUUGAGGCAAUAUCUUACAUCUAGCCACAAGUGGACCAAAUCACUGUCAUUACUGCUUUCUGCCAAAUGGGGGGGGGGGGUCAUGGAGGUGAGGAAAAAUCAAGAGUCAUUGUGAAGUUAAUUUGUGUUAACCAUAUUUCAUAAUAAACCCAAAUAAAAAUCACUCUUGUAAAAAAUUUAAUAAAAUGAAUUUAUUUAUGCUGUAUAUAACCUCUUUCAACAUUUAAACCCACUACUUAAAACAGAAAUACAUUUUUGUGGAUAGGCAUACUGAUACAAAUAAUGUCAGACUUCAUAGCUUAGCCAUGAUGUUCGCAAACAUCAGGAUGCCAGAGAAUAAACUAAAAGCAACUGAAAUAUAUUUAAGGGAAAAAUAAUUGCAAAAAGAGGCAAAAAAUGUGACAAUUGCCAAAAUGAGUUAAAAUGAAAGAAAUUAGUGGUAAAAAGUAGUGAAAAGUGAUAACAGACAGGCAUAAAUGGAUUCAAGAAGCUAAAAUGGGAUAAAAGCCACAGAAAUUGGUCAAGAAUUUUAAAAAAAUGGUCAAAAUGGGCAGAAAUUGGUGAAAAGCAUUUAAAAUGUUACAAAAAUUGGUUAAAUAUAUAAAAAAAUGGCAACGAUGGGUUAACAUUUUACAUGUAAAAAUGUAGUUUUACCCACCCUUAGAGCGCUACCAUAACACACAAUACAUUGUUUAAAUUGAACCUAUGAGAUAUCUGUGGAAUAGUUUUUGUCUGCUUAAUUUGCUCCAUGCUUAAUUUUUUUAAAUUUUGCUUUGGAAAACACGUAACAUUUUUAGUUUAGUUUUUCUGUUGCUCACAUUGAGAUAGACAUGAGCUAAGACUGAAGGGGAUGACAAGGAACCAGGAGAGUUUGACAGGAAGAUUUUCAUGAAUUUCUGUCUCUUUCCUUACUCAAAUGAGCUUGUUUUACAAAGUAGGGAUUCUUGAGCAUUAAUUUUAUUCAAAUUCCUGUUUGAAAUGUUAAGCUCAGACUUGUGUCGACACUAAGUCAAAAUUAUGUGGCUCACAGCCACCAAAGGCUUGUCAAUACAAAGCACCACGUGCUUUUUUUUUUUGUUUUCAUUCAAAAUUUAAGAGCCUGAUAUGGAGGUUUUCACAAGGGGAAUUAAAUAAUUAAUGGAUGCAGUGUGGAAAAAAGUAAUAUCUGACAAUGGCAUGCUGAUAGGACAUGCUUUCAGACCAAAAAUGUUCAAAUCAACCAGAUUGGAAUCCAAGAAGAUCUCUUUUGUUUGUCCUUGAUCUGCCUUACUCCAUUAAACAUCCUUGAGCCAACUUGGUGCAGCAGACAUAAGAGAAAACAUAUUUUUUUUCUCACUGACUCUAAGGGGAUUAAUCACCUUUUUGUAAGUUUACCCAACACUUCCUGCAUCUCUAUCGUUCAUUAUUUGCUUACAUGGCCCCUUUUGGUUGAGUAUUUUGCUCCCUGUGUUUAUCCAAAAUAAAGAAUAACUUUAUUAAAGUGUCAUAGAGCUUUUGUGUCACCUAUAUUUGAUCUGUGCCAAACAGAAAGGUGAAAACACAAACUAGUGUUUGUUUUGAAAAAACGCAACCCUCAUUCUGCUCUUCACUCAGAGAAAAAUUGCUCCCACAGUAAGAAUGUGUUUUAUUUUGGUUUUUUUUUCUCUUCUUUUUGUUUAGUGGCCAAGCAGAGUCCCCUGCCAACACCUUAUCUCAGUGCCAUAUUAAACACCCACUGCUGUUAAUUUGCUGAUUAUACUGAAACAAGGAGAUGGCUCGCAUUGUAACACUCUCUGCCAGUAUCUUAGAAGCAUUAAACUGGAUUAUGUUUCCUGGAAAUUCAGUAUAUCACCUGCUUACCACUUUUUUCUUGUAAAUGUAAUGUUAUUAAAUAAUUUUAACAUAUUUCUAAACACUUGAAUAUCAGCUAAGAAAAGUCUUCUUAACAGAUUUUCUUUUAUUUGUCUUUUAUUAUUAUUUUGUUUUCUUUCAUGAAACAAGUUUUUUUAACAUUAAAGCAAGUGCUAUUUCAUGAAUGCCAUAUCUUUCCUGUAACCCUAAAGUUUGCAGAAGCUGCAGUAAAGAGAAAUUCUUGAUGACUUUGGGGCAAUAGCACAAGCUGAUAAGCUUUGGCAUAACCCUAUAAAUGUUGACAGUUUCAAUACAGGUAACAUUUCUUUCCCACUAGAGCCAGGCUAGUCGCUAACUAUGUCUUUUACUAUUUCUAAAGCUGUCAUCAUUAAUGCUACUUUGGCAGAUGUUUGGCAAAACUGAACUACAAACUGACUGUGCUGUAAAACCCCAAAAAAAAAGUGCUAAAGGAGGCUAAAAUACUCCACAGAGUUGUGAAAUUAUCUUUAAGGCUCAUUUAUGCGCCUUUUAAAAACAGAUCCGUAUGUUUUAAAAAAUGUAAACACCACUAUCCAUGCACCCUUAUGCGCCAUUUUAGUUGGGUUGGAUGUUAAAAAAUGCAUCCACUGGAGGACCCAGUCCACCAUGAACCCCCAUUGCUCCUUUGCUGCCCUCCUAGUGAUACUUAGAGUCCAUUUGAAUAGUUCUUUUAGGUAAGAUAGGUUCCAGACUGAGUGAAAUGACAAAUUUAAUUGCCAGCCAUGAAAAGGGCUGUCUGAAUUCUCUAAAAAUUAAGGAGAGGAGUAUCACUGCCUUCUUUAUUAUCUCCUGUAGAAGAGAUUAAGAAAGCUCUGAUGGGGUAGAAAGCAGUAAAAGAAAUGUGGAGUUCACACCUGUGGAUUAUUUAGACAAACUACUGUUAGCCCAGAGUCAGGCCUAAAUCUGGCCCUAAAUUGGUCUAAAAAUAGUUUUGUGUGUGGCCAGACAUCGGAAGUAACUUUUGGUCUUUUCAAACAGACCCUGUGUUCCCAACGGAUCUCCACCUAGCUGUUCUGCUGUAGUUGUCCAUCCCUGUGCCCGGACACGGUGACAUUAUGCAUUUAUUAAAGUGGUUCUCAACCAACUCGCACAACCUUUUCUCCUUAAAGUUAAAAAAGCCAAACAUUCACGUUUGUUUUGUUUUGCUUGUCUGGCAUGAAUUAUUGAGAGAGGUCUGGCUGCAGACUACAGAUCUCAGAGGCCAGCUCUUGCACACCACUACUGUGAGACGCCACAUCUGUAAGAAUGGAAGGGAUGUAAUUUGCUGCUACGUUUUAGAUUUUGUUUUUAUUUAACAUUAUUCAUAAAGAAUAAAGUAAUUAUUUAUUCAUAAAGCUAGGGCAAACAUAGCUCUGUAGCUAUUUAGUUAAUGUUACUACACGAGACGUAUGAAAAUGUAGCUACAACAGCUUUAGCUAAAGCUACCAUAGCUAAAGUGCACCACUGUUUGCGUUACUACUUCUAAACUGGGUCUAGCUUUAGUAAACAUAGCACAAUCUAACUCAGCUAAUGUAGCUUCAUUUGCUUUAGAUUUAGCUGCAUAGGCUAGGUAGCUACAUUAUCUCUGUAGCUUUCGUAGCCUUAGAUUUAGCUAUGUAGCUUACAUUAUCAUUAGCUUAAGCUUAAGGUAUGUAGCUAUGUUAUCUAUGUAGCUUCAUUAGCUUUAACCUUUGGCAUGUAAGCUGUGUUAGAAUGUUUUCAUUUUGGAGGACAAGCUUUUUUCCUGUAAGCAGAUUGUUUACUGGACUUAAUUAAAUGUUUUGUUGCAGGUCAGGUUUUUGACUUCUAACCUCUUAUGUCCUAACCCUUACCUCCAUGCUUCCCCUAACCUUAACGAGGAGUUUAAUCUGAUUUUAUUUUGAAUUUUCUAGUGUGUAUUUCCACUCUGACAGAGGCAGCGUCACACUGUUUUGGUCUGCAAGGGGACAACCAGAUUUUCUUGGAAUUGUUAGACACACUACUCAAUACUGCCCCCUGGAUUUUCAGUAUCCUCUCCUGGUGCCCUGUUGUUUGCAAAACGGCAGCAAAAGUUCCCUUUUGGUUUCCCUGAUAGUACAUAAAACAUGACAACAUGCCCUCUGUGGUGCCCUUGCUCAUUUUUAUUAAACAGAUAUAAUAAAUAUAAAGUUUUAAGCAGGAUAUAUUUCUUUUCCACCAUAAAAAUAUGCAGGUGCACCACUACAGACAGCAGGUUCCCAUUUGAGUACUCAAACAUCUUGAGUCCGCCACUGGUUUGGUUCAUAUCCAUAAGCUUAUGUGCAGAAAUAUGGACAAAACAGAUGCAGAGUACAGGCAGAAGGUGCCAUCUGUAUGCAUUUCAGGUGUAGAGCACUGAUGAGCCUUAAGGUUGACUUCGUUGUAACAUUAUACAUCUGAGACACACAAAAGGUGGGCCAUGAAGGUUAACUGGUAUUUGGAGACUGGUAACUGGGCAUCUGUAGGAUAAAACACACACAAACAAAACAAAUCCAGAUUUUUGUCGGAAAUCCUAAGCAGAUUAAUUAAACCUUAUAUAGAGAGCAAAGUAUUCCUAAAUUUUUAAUGUCUAAUUUUAAGGAUGCUUUUAAGAACAAGGAAAUUAAGACUCACAGAAUACAUUACAGUGUUCUUUAUUCUCAAUAAGCGUACCCAGUGUCUGUAAUUAUGACAAUCUCCUGAACCAUACAUCAUCUUUUUCUGGACCUUUCCUAUAACAUUGCCAGUCCUAUUUGCUCAUUUUUUAUUUAAAAAUAAAACUGUUUCCUUUCUGCUUAUUAUUCUGUGUACAUUUUUUACUCACAUUUACUGCCAUUAUAUCCAUUUCCUCUUGUUUUCCUUGAAGUAUCUCUUUCACCGUUCUUGAACGAUUUUCGGCCAUGUUUGAAUUCACUCUGAAAGUUUACACGAUUGGAGGAGUCAUGUCGUGCCUGUUCUUAACUCUUCUGUCUGAUCUUCUGUGAAGUUUGUGAGCUACUGGAUAUUUUAAUGCAUUAUUGAUCAUAGAAUUCAAAGCAGAGACAAAAGAGACCAGAAUUCAAGAUGUUGUUUUUGUGCCAGAUAUUUAACAAAAUAACGACUCAAUCCAAGUACCUCUAAGAGCUUUUAUUUUUGGAAAUCCUCUGUGUGAAGUUCUCUCUGAUGCCUGCAGUUUGUACACGUUUUUCUUCUGAUUUCACCUUGUGUAUUGAUGCCUGUGUGUGUUUGUUGCACCGUCAGCAUGUUUGACACAAUGAGAAUGAAAUGACCUGCGAUGUGUUUCUAAUGUCCGAGCUGCAAAUAAAUUUGUGUUUGUUUUA